AUGAAGGUGAUGACUUCACAUGCAUGUGAAUGUCAAGGACUAAAUGACAACCCUCCAGCCAAUGUAACGUGGAACAAAGAUGGCAAGCAGAUUGGUAAAACAAGGACAGAAAAAAAAAUAUUAACUUUGAUCAAAGUUGAUGAAAUAGAUAGUGCAACUUACAAGUGUAUGGCCGAAAGCUACCCCAAUGCAAUAAUGUACAGAGAUGAAAAAUCAAUCAGAGUAGACGUUAAAUGUAAGUAUGAUUGACACUCGAGUCAAAUUUUCCAAACCUAUUUAAAGAACGUUUGAAUUUAGAAUUUGAAAUUUAAACUACUGCCUUUAUAAUUAACCUUCCUCAAACCAAUUCAUGCGUGGAUUCAGUGUGACCCUCUAACAGGCUGUGCAAAAAUUAGAGACAAAUAGCUGAUAAUGCUUUGGAGUGAUGUUAAUAAAGUCUUUUUGUCCAUCAUUUGUCUGAUGGGUGAUGACGUCUGUCUGAUGGGUGACGAUUAUUUAGAACUGAGCCAUAAACUGGCUGAAGUUGCCGCGUAUUACCCUUAACACUGCCACGCAGUUUUGUAAGGUGAGAUGUUAAAAAUUCAUGUUUGUUUUAAAAGUUCAUUUCUUCACAGUUAAACCAAAAGACACAUCCAUUGAAUUCACACAAAACCCAGCUAUAUUUGGUAGAUCAGUUACCAUAAUGUGUAAAUCUCGUGGUUCAGUUCCUGAAGCAUUAAGUUAUGCCAUAUUCCAUAAUGAUACUCAGCUCAUUAACGAGAAGAUGUAUACUACUAUUGUCGCGUGGAGUGAUGCUGGAACAUAUAAAUGCUUUGGCGAGGACGAACAUGGAAAUUAUUCAGCUUCUGGCUUCUUAAAUGUGAAAGGUAAGAUAAGAUUUUAAAACAUAUUUUCCCCAUUCUAUCACCGGACGAAAACGCACGUGGGGAGGAACACACGGAAAGAGAAAACAAAUAGCAUGUAUACAGGGGGCGAGCAAUAACACGCAGAUAAAUUUUGGCUUGAAUUGGGGCAUAACUCUAUAUUACUAUGAUUUAGUUCCGGAUGCAGGGUAUCGAGAAUGAAGAUAUCACCUGCAGAUGUAAUUAUUUAUAUAGUAUAAUAUCAGCUAUUUAGCUAUAUAACAUAUAAUAACAUAACACUUGCAUGUACAACUUGAUACAAACACCAUGCAACAAGUCCAACAAUACAAAAUACAAGCAAUAAACUGUGACGGUAUGAUCCCAACUUAUUUUACACGUGAAACAAAAUUACAGCCGCCCUGAAGAAUACGAAAAAAUCAUUUAGAGAUUUUUUCACAAGUGUUGUCAAUUAUUCACCAUGCAUCAACGAAGUAUAGUCCCCGUUCAAGUCACUCAUUUCCUCCAGUGAGGACUAUACUUGUGAGAAUUUAUUGAUCUAUUUUAACAAAUUUAACAUUAUGACAAUGUGCAACACUCUCAUUAGCAUCUUGUCAAUUCCUUUGCACACAGUUGAAAAUUCUUAGCUUAUUUUCUAACUCGUCAAUUCUCCAAAUGUACCUUCAGGAGAGGCUACAGGUUCCAAAGUGGAUUGCGACAGUUGUGGAACUGUUGUAGUAUGGCAUAUUGUUGUGACGUUGGUGUCUGGAUUUAUUCUUGGAAUUCUCUUUUCCUACAUUGUCUGGUGUUCUCAUCGUCGUUGGUUGAGAAACAGAAAGCCUGAACGAAGCCCUGAACCAAAGAUAACUGAGGCUGUUACAACUUAUCAAGAGCUUGAUCUUACAAAAAUGAACAAAGAAGAUAAUUAUCAGUCGUUGAGAGUGAAUGCUGCAAGUCAUGACGCUGGAAAUCAAGCUGGAAAUGACAAUGACUCUACUUAUACAGAGUUGAGCAUAACCAUAGAUAUGGAGAACAAAUAUCAAUCUUUAACUUGA
Molecule: messenger RNA, 1894 nt
Organism: Paramuricea clavata
Lineage: Eukaryota; Metazoa; Cnidaria; Anthozoa; Malacalcyonacea; Plexauridae
Source: the annotation of a GenBank genome assembly